Ochlerotatus camptorhynchus is the source of this 5666-nucleotide messenger RNA. RefSeq names its product no mechanoreceptor potential C (gene nompC). The record is from RefSeq and is a predicted model, not a curated record. The coding region runs from base 1 to 5283 and encodes 1760 amino acids. Gene Ontology annotation, biological process: calcium ion transmembrane transport. Gene Ontology annotation, cellular component: membrane. NCBI's taxonomy places the organism in Eukaryota, Metazoa, Arthropoda, Insecta, Diptera, Culicidae. Gene Ontology annotation, molecular function: calcium channel activity; protein binding. The transcript has 16 exons.
AUGGAUAAAUCGAAGAAACCGCCGACGACGGGCGGUGGUGGAGCAACCGGAGGUGGUGCACCAGGAGCUGGACCCGGCGGAAAGAAAGGCCCAGGAGCAGGACCUGCUGGCGUCGGCAAAGGACCGCCCAAAAAGCCCAGUGAUAGUGACGCACCGGGAGCCGGUGCUAAGGCGGAAGGAGAUCCCAGUGGACCGGGUGCCACCAAGGAUGAAACUUCCGCUGCGGCAAACGGCGACAAAAAAGCGGAUAAGGCUGACACUGAGCAACCAUCGCAGCCGAAGCCUGGCAGUGCCGGGGCGACGGUCCGCGACGGUGCCCAGAAAGUUCUUAACCUGGCCAUGAAGAGCGAAUGGGCUCCCGUUGAAGCUGUGCUGAAAGGCUUGGAAAAGGCGAUAGCCGCCGGCGGAGAGGACGCCAAUCCGACCCCGCUUGCCGGGGUGAUGGAUCCGGCCACCGGAAUGACACCGCUAAUGCUUGCCGUCAAGGACAACCGGACACCAAUCUUAGAUAGGCUUAUAGAACUCGGAUCGGACGUCGGAGCGAGGAAUAAUGACAAUUACAAUGUGAUACAUAUUGCUUCCAUGUUCUCUAGAGAAGAUGUAGUUAAAUUACUUUUAAAUAAGCGUGGCGUCGAUCCAUACUCGAUGGGCGGGUCACGGCAACAAACGGCUGUUCAUUUGGUAGCUAGUAGACAAACCGGCACUGCAACCGCAAUUUUACGGGCGCUUUUGGCUGCGGCUGGUAAGGAUAUCCGAACAAAGACUGACGGUAAAGGCAAAAUACCGCUCCUGCUUGCUGUCGAGGCUGGUAACCAGUCUAUGUGCAGGGAGUUACUAUCGGCACAAACGGCGGAUCAACUGAAGGCCACGACCAACAAUGGCGAUACGGCACUGCACCUGGCCGCCCGACGGAAAGACGUCGAGAUGGCCCGUAUCCUGCUGGAUUACGGUGCGAAUGUGGACCUCCAGAACGGCGAUGGUCAAACGGCGCUGCAUAUAGCGGCGGCCGAAGGCGACGAGGCGAUGGUCAAGUACUUCUAUACCGUUCGUGCUUCACCAGCAAUCAUAGAUAAUGAAGAUCGCACACCGAUGCAUCUUGCAGCGGAGAACGGUCACGCGUCAAUCAUCGAAAUCCUGGCGGACAAGUUCCGGGCCAGCAUCUACGAGCGCACAAAGGAUGGUAGUACGUUGAUGCACAUCGCUUCGUUGAACGGUCACGCUGAGUGCGCUACGACGUUGUUUAAGAAGGGUGUCUACUUGCACAUGCCGAACAAGGGCGGUGCCCGGAGUAUCCACACGGCGGCCAAGUACGGGCACGUGGGCAUCAUCAGCACCCUGCUGAACAAGGGCGAAAAGGUCGACGUGCCCACGAAUGACAACUACACUGCCCUUCACAUCGCUGUUCAAUCCGCCAAGCCAGGCGUCGUGGAGACGCUGCUGGGGUUUGGUGCCGAAGUGCACGUCCGGGGGGGAAAGCUGAAAGAGACUCCACUGCACAUUGCCGCCCGGGUGUCGGACGGGGACCGGUGCGCGCUAAUGCUGCUCAAGUCCGGAGCCGGUGCCAACAAAACGACUGGCGACGGCCAAACGCCCGUUCAUGUAGCUGCCAAAUAUGGGAACGUGCUGACGAUGGAUCAGCUGCUGGAGGAUAAUGGCGAUCCGCUGAUCAAGUCCAAUGUCGGCGAAACACCACUGCACUUGGGUGCGCGGAACUGUCAUCCGGAUAUAGUGAGGCAUCUGAUAGAUUUCGUAUUGCAAAAGCAUGGGAAAGAGGUGUUGAAGAACUACUUGAACUUUACCAAUGAAGAUGGAGCGACGGCGCUGCACUACGCCUGUCAGGUGAUGAAGAGUGAGGUGAAGUCGGGUUCGGGCGAUCGAGAAAUUGUGAAGAUGCUGAUCGAGAAUGGGGCAGACGUAUCGCUGGCGACAAAGUCCACCCAGGAGACAUGUUUUCACGCGGUUUCCAUAGCUGGUAACAACGAUGUCCUUUCAGAGAUGAUUACCCACCUUUCGACUACGGAUAUCCAGAAGGCUAUGAAUCGGCAGUCAUCGGUUGGUUGGACACCGCUGUUGAUCGCGUGUAAUCGAGGUCACAUGGAUUUGGUGAAUACCCUACUAGCCAACCAUGCGAGGGUGGAUGUGUUCGAUAACGAAGGCCGAUCGGCGCUGCACUUGGCGGCCGAGCAUGGCUACCUACAAGUCUGUGAUGCACUCAUUACCAAUAAGGCGUUUAUUAAUUCUAAGUCACGAGUCGGUCGAACGGCUCUCCAUCUGGCCGCUAUGAACGGGUACACGGAAUUGGUCAAGUUUUUGAUCCGAGACCACAAUGCGGUGGUGGACAUUUUGACCUUGCGGAAACAGACUCCGCUACAUCUGGCCGCAGCCAGCGGGCAGAUGAAUGUAUGUAAGCUACUACUAGAACUAGGUGCCAAUAUCGAUGCGACGGACGACGUUGGCCAGAAACCCAUUCACGUGGCUGCGCAGAACAAUUACUCCGAAGUUGCCAAAUUAUUUCUUCAGCAGCACCCAAACCUUGUGAUGGCUACGAGCAAAGAUGGCAAUACUUGCGCUCAUAUAGCUGCCAUGCAAGGCUCGGUGAAGGUGAUAGAAGAACUGAUGAAAUUCGAUCGGAACGGUGUGAUUUCAACGAGGAACAAGCUGACCGACUCGACCCCCCUACAGUUGGCUGCGGAAGGCGGCCAUGCGGAUGUCGUGAAGGUCCUUGUUCGAGCGGGGGCAUCCUGUACCGACGAAAACAAGUCAGGUUUCACUGCCGUCCAUAUGGCGGCAAAAAACGGGCACGGCCAGGUGCUCGAGGUUAUGCGGAGCUCUAAUUCGCUAAGGGUGUCCAGUAAAAAAUUGGGUUUAACGCCGUUGCACGUAGCUGCCUAUUACGGUCAAGCGGACACCGUGAGGGAGAUACUCAUCAACGUACCCGCAACGGUUAAAUCUGAUUCUCCAUCUGGAACAUCAUUAGUACCUGAAUUAGGGAAUGAGUCUGGGCUGACUCCGCUGCAUCUGGCGGCGUACUCCGGCAACGAGAACGUUGUCCGACUGCUACUCAACUCCGCUGGUGUUCAAGUCGAUUCUGCGACUACCGAAAAUGGUUACAAUCCCCUGCAUUUAGCGUGCUUCGGUGGGCACGUUCCGAUCGUGGGACUGCUGCUGAGCAGAUCUGCCGAGCUUCUGCACAGUGUAGAUCGGCACGGGAGAACCGGUCUGCACAUAGCGGCUAUGCACGGACACUACCAGAUGGUGGAGGUCAUGCUGGGUCAAGGUUCGGAAAUCAAUGCCUCCGACAAGAACGGCUGGACUCCACUGCACUGUACUGCCAAAGCCGGUCAUCUGGAUGUCGUGAAGCUGCUGGUGGAAGCCGGUGGUUCACCCAAGACGGAAACCAACUACGGCUGUGCACCGAUUUGGUUCGCUGCAUCCGAAGGCCACAACGACGUGCUCAAGUAUCUGAUGCACAAAGAGCACGACACCUACUCACUGAUGGAGGACAAACGGUUCGUCUACAAUCUGAUGAUCGUCUCUAAGAAUCACAACAACAAACCGAUCGAGGAGUUUGUUCUGGUUUCCCCCGCACCCGUUGAUACUGCCGCAAAGUUGUCAAAUAUUUUUAUAGUUCUAUCGACUAAGGAAAAGGAACGAGCCAAAGAUCUGAUCGCUGCCGGAAAACAGUGUGAAACGAUGGCUACCGAGCUCCUGGCGCUGGCCGCCGGUGCAGACUCGGCAGGUCGUAUUCUAACUGCCACCGAUCGACGGAACAUGGAGUUUCUCGACGUGCUGAUCGAGAACGAGCAGAAGGAGGUGAUCGCUCACACGGUGGUGCAAAGAUAUCUACAGGAACUCUGGCGAGGCACGCUCAACUGGACGGCGUGGCGAAUAAUGCUGUUGUUUGUCGGUUUCAUCGUGUGCCCACCGGUGUGGAUAAUUUUCACGCUUCCACUGGGGCACAACUACUACAAAGUUCCCAUCAUCAAGUUCAUGUCCUAUCUCACAUCGCACAUCUACCUGAUGAUCCAUCUGAUGAUUGUGGGCAUUACGCCCAUCUAUCCGGUAGUGCGAGCCAGUCUUCUGCCCUACUGGUACGAGUGGGGCCUGUUGAUCUGGCUCAGCGGCUUACUGCUGUUCGAGCUGACCAAUCCAAGCGACAAAUCCGGUCUCGGAAGUAUCAAGGUACUGGUGCUGCUAUUUGGGAUCAUCGGUGUCGGGGUGCACGUGUCCGGGAUGCUGUACGUGCAGAAAACCUUCUGGCCGACGUUGCUGUACUGCCGGAAUCAGCUGUUUGCCCUUUCGUUCCUGUUGGCGUGCGUGCAGAUCUUGGACUUUCUUUCGUUUCACCACCUGUUCGGUCCGUGGGCCAUCAUCAUCGGAGAUUUGCUCAAGGAUUUGGCCCGGUUUCUGGCCGUGCUGGCGAUCUUCGUGUUUGGAUUCUCGAUGCACAUCGUGGCACUCAACCAAUCGUUUCACAAUCUUAGUCCGGACGAGGUACGCCGGUUGCCUCUGUCGACGAGGAAUAAGGAAAUCUUCAGCGAUGUGCGCAUGAAUCCGAUUCUGUCCUUUGAACUGCUCUUUUUCGCUGUAUUUGGUCAAACCACCACCGAUCAAACACAAAUUGAUAAAAUGACACCGAAUACCACGCGAACGCAGCCAUAUUGGACCGAGUACUUGUUCAAAAUUGUCUUUGGCAUUUACAUGUUGGUAUCAGUGGUUGUCCUUAUCAAUCUGCUCAUUGCUAUGAUGUCUGAUACGUACCAGAGAAUUCAGGCCCAAUCAGACAUCGAGUGGAAGUACGGCUUGUCGAAGCUGAUCCGGAACAUGCAUCGAACUUCGACGGCACCGUCGCCGAUGAAUCUGGUUACGACGUGGUUCGUUUGGAUCUUUGAAAAAGUGCGGGCCAAACUGAUCAAGAAGAAACGCCCGUCGCUGGUGCAGAUGAUGAACCUCCACCGGGGCCAGCAAAGCCCCCGCUCGAAAGCCGGUGCCAAAUGGUUGUCGAAAGUGAAGAAAGGUCAGGUGGCUCCUAAAGACUCCACCGCUCUGUCCGCCAUGCAUCUGUCUCCCCUCGGCUCGCAAGUCAGUUUCACCACUGCCAAUACGACCCGAAUCGAGAACGUUGCCGAUUGGGCAGAAAUCUCCAAAAAGUACCGAGAGCUGGUGGGCAUCGAUUCCGAGGAUGGUGGCUCCGUGAAGGACUCGGAGGGUGACAACCGUUCGAUGGUCAACGAGGGCAACAACCAGCAGAUGGGCAACAACGUGAAUGCCAAUCAGGUUUAACGGUGGCGGGGUAGGAGGAACGGACAGCAGCCACCUACCAGCAUCUGGACGACUGCUAGAGAGAGACUUAGACGCAGCAACAAAAUGAUAGGUUUUUGUAUUCAAUCAUCGACGAAGCACUCGUUUUGCGGGGCUUUGUGCGUUCAAAUACUAGAAUUCUGGUGAUAGGUCAUUUGUAAAUAUCAGUCCGUUUCGCUUGUACAUAGUUGCAUAUAAGAGGAAGUUCGAGGUUAAUCGAUGAGAAAGUGCUUCAGGUUCGUUCUUUUGGAAAAGUUUCUAAAUUUUUGAGCUACAUAGUUUUAACGUCCGUCAUUUAUGAAUUCAAAUGAUGCGGAAUAGGUUAGGUAAAGGUCUUUCUUGUAUAUAAAGUUGGUUCCAUUGAG